AUGGCAGACUACUGGGUCAGCACGAAGAAGCAUUACUGCAAAGUGUGCAAUGUCCACAUCAACGAUGACAAACCGUCUCGGACCCAGCAUGAGACCGGCUUGCGACACAAGGGCAACAUGGAGCGCUACGUCAAGUCGAUCUACAAGAAAUCGGAGCAGGAUGCAAAGGAGAAGCGCACGAACGAGAGGGAGAUGAGAAAGAUCGAGUCUGCCGCCAUGGCAUCCAUGCCUGCUCUUCCUCCUCCUCCUCGCAGCACGCAAGCUACCGCGCCAGCUGCACCCAGCCAAGCUUGGAAACCUUCCGCAGCUGGUUACUCUUCUGCUCUCUCGCUUGGCUUGGUCAAUCAAGAGGAGAUAGAGAGGCACAGUCAGGCUAUGCGAGAAGCGAGCGAAGCAAGAGUCGGUCAGUGGCAAACCGUCGCGUCUACUUCUGCCCGACCUGCUCGUCCACCGAGACCGAUUCCGGCAAGAGAGCAGGAGGAAGAAGGAGUGAGCUAUCGCACUCUGACGGAGAGGAGGCUGGAGACAGACGACGACGACGAGGAAUUCGACCUGGGCAGUAUUACCAUCAAGAAGAGAGACACUCCCGCGCCCUCUCGCUACAGAAUGAACGCGAUCCCCUUGGCGCCCGUCACGGGUGCUUGGACGGAAUCUGCCAAAGUAGCAGUGAAGCAGGAGCAUAUUCCUCUGCUACCGGGACAAGCAGAAAUGGAGAGGAUGGUCGCUGCUGCUCAAGCUCAACAGAUCGCAAGAGAUCAGAAGAUGCCUCGCAUCACUAUCAAGAACGAGAUCAAGACUGAGCAGGUAGAGCCCGAACCGGAUGCGGACGACAUCAAGCCUGAAUUGUCAGAUACUAAGCCAGCUCUGGUGGAUACCAAGCCGAAUUUGACAGACAUAACGCCAGAGGCAGAAGAGACGAAGCCCGUCAUUUCGGCAGGUCCACCGGCGGAAGAGAAAGUGUCGAUGUUCAAAAAGAGAAAAGCGCCCGAGCACCUCAAGCAGCGGCCGGGCAUCGUCAAACUCAAAGUACGAUGA
Mixia osmundae IAM 14324 is the source of this 1035-nucleotide messenger RNA. RefSeq lists its product as uncharacterized. Gene Ontology annotation, cellular component: nucleus; precatalytic spliceosome. Gene Ontology annotation, molecular function: zinc ion binding; RNA binding. The coding region runs from base 1 to 1035 and encodes 344 amino acids. The transcript has 2 exons. The record is from RefSeq and is a predicted model, not a curated record. Gene Ontology annotation, biological process: mRNA splicing, via spliceosome. Lineage: Eukaryota; Fungi; Basidiomycota; Mixiomycetes; Mixiales; Mixiaceae.